GGGAAUAUGGGUUCAGAGAAAAGCAAGAUACUGAUAAUUGGAGCAACUGGGUAUAUUGGAGAAUACAUGGUGAAGGCUAGCUUGUCAAUGGCUUAUCCAACUUAUGCUUAUGUUCGUCCACUCAAAGCAAGUGAUACCCAUUAUUCUUCAAAGCUUCAACUUCACAGGCAGUUCCAAUCCAUGGGAGUCACUGUCUUCCAAGGAGAAUUGGAUGAGCAUGAGAAGCUGGUUUCGGUGCUUAAACAAGUAGAUGUUGUCAUUUCAACUCUUGCUGUUCCUCAAUACCUUGACCAGCUCAAAAUAAUCUCUGCCAUGAAGAAAGCAGGCAAUAUUAAGAGGUUCGUUCCUUCGGAAUUUGGUAAUGAAGUGGACAGAGUAAGUGGGCUACCACCCUUUGAGGCCAUUCUCGCCAAUAAACGACGAAUUCGAAGGGCAACAGAAGUCGCCGGAGUGCCAUAUACUUAUAUAUCUGCAAACUCUUUUGCUGCAUAUUUUAUCAAUUACCUCCUUCGUCCAUAUGAGAAAACUGACCAGUUUAUUGUUUAUGGCAAAGGUGAUGCCAUGGCUGUGCUGAAUUAUGAGGAAGAUGUUGCAGCCUAUUCUGUGAGAGCAGCGACAGAUCCAAGAACAACUAACCGUGUCAUAAUCUGUCGACCACCAGGAAAUAUUAUAUCUCAAUUAGAUUUGAUAUCUCGUUGGGAGAAGAAGACAGGAAGAACCUUCAAAAAGAUGCAUAUACCUGAGGAAGAAAUUGUCAAGCUUUCAGAGACCCUAACAUUUCCAGGAAAUAUCCCAGUGUCUAUACUACACAACAUAUUCAUCAAAGGUGAUCAAAUGAGUUUUAAACUCACAGCAGAAGAUCUGGAAGCUUCCAAGUUAUAUUCUGACUAUAUGUACACUUCAAUUGAUAAACUUCUUGAUCGUUGCUUAAUUAAUCCACCUAAGCCCAAACGGGUAGCAUUUGCAUGAGACUCGAACUCUUACUUUUAAGAUUAAAUAGCUCGUAAGUUGUGGGUUACCUUUGUAAUGAAAUAAACAACCGUUCUAUUUAAAUUGGUG
Molecule: messenger RNA, 1059 nt
Organism: Manihot esculenta (cassava)
Lineage: Eukaryota; Viridiplantae; Streptophyta; Magnoliopsida; Malpighiales; Euphorbiaceae
Product: isoeugenol synthase 1
Exons: 5
Coding region: 7-969 (320 amino acids)
Molecular function (GO): oxidoreductase activity
Source: RefSeq, a predicted model, not a curated record